This is a messenger RNA of Aricia agestis (brown argus), 3954 nucleotides long. RefSeq names its product probable phosphorylase b kinase regulatory subunit alpha. The transcript is spliced from 18 exons. Gene Ontology annotation, molecular function: calmodulin binding. Gene Ontology annotation, biological process: glycogen metabolic process. Lineage: Eukaryota; Metazoa; Arthropoda; Insecta; Lepidoptera; Lycaenidae. Gene Ontology annotation, cellular component: phosphorylase kinase complex. The coding region runs from base 73 to 3753 and encodes 1226 amino acids. The record is from RefSeq and is a predicted model, not a curated record.
UACUGCGAAAAAAUGACAAAAAUAUACAAAAAAUAAUCUUCAAACAUUUUUGGCUAUAAAGUUGUAAAAAAAAUGAGAACCCGAAGUAAUUCGGGUGUCCGCCUGGAUUAUUAUCAACGUAUUGUGCAUAAGCUAAUUUUAGACCAUCAGCAACCGGUUACUGGUUUGUUUCCAGCAAGUCGUCAUAACGAUCAUGCCUGGAUCAGGGAUAAUCUCUACUGCAUUUUGGCAGUAUGGGGGUUAUCAAUGGCUUUCAAGAAAAUCGCCGAUCAAGAUGAGGAUCGGGCUAAGACAUACGAGUUAGAACAAAGUUGUGUGAAGCUCAUGAGAGGACUUCUUAUGGCUAUGAUGCAACAAAAAGACAAAGUAGAGAAGUUCAAAACUACACAACAUCCACUAGACUCUCUACAUGCUAAAUAUUCUUCCAUUACUGGAGGCACAGUAGUGAAAGAUGAUGAUUGGGGACAUCUGCAGAUUGAUGCCAUUUCUUUAUAUCUACUCAUCCUCGCUCAAAUGACUGCAUCAGGACUACAAAUUGUCUUUUCACUAGAUGAGGUUGCAUUCAUUCAAAACUUAGUAUUUUAUAUUGAAUCUGCAUAUUGCACACCAGAUUAUGGUAUCUGGGAGAGAGGUGACAAAACUAAUCAUGGUCUUCCAGAAUUAAAUGCCAGUUCUAUUGGUAUGGCUAAAGCGGCAUUGGAAGCAAUGAAUGAACUCGACCUUUUUGGUGCCAGAGGUGGUCCGUCCAGCAUUAUUCAUGUCUUGGCUGACGAAGCACAAAAGUGCCAAGCUGUUUUGCAGUCUAUGUUGCCUAGGGAAUCAAAUAGUAAAGAGCUAGACUCAGGCUUACUAUCAAUCAUUAGCUACCCAGCUUUUGCUGUUGAUGAUCCGCAAUUGAUAGCUAAAACUAGGGAUACAAUAGUAUCAAAAAUGCAAGGAAAGUAUGGUUGCAAGAGGUUUCUGAGGGAUGGCCACAAAACUCCCCGAGAAGAUCCAAACAGACUCUACUAUGAGCCCUGGGAGCUCAGAAUGUUUGAGAAAAUUGAAUGUGAAUGGCCUUUAUUCUUCUGCUACCUAAUAUUGGACUAUUUCUUCCAAGGAGAUAAAGACCAUGUGUCAGAAUAUAUGCAGAAACUAGAAUCUAUUAUGAUAAGAGGAGAUGACACCAUAAAACUGGUGCCAGAGUUGUACUCUGUACCGGCUGACAGAGCUGAUGCUGAGCAGAGAGAGCCGGGAAGUCAGGAGAGAAUACCUUUGGGAAGGUGCCCUUUUAUUUGGGGGCAAUCAUUGUACAUACUAGGAAAAUUAUUACAAGAGGGAUUUUUAGCAGUGGGAGAAUUGGAUCCACUUAAUAGAAGAUUAUGUUCAGAAAAGAAACCAGAUGUUGUGGUACAAAUUGUAAUUUUAGCUGAAGACAAAGAAAUUCGCGACAAACUCAUGGAAUAUGACUUGCAUGUUCAAACUAUAAGUGAAGUUGCACCCAUUGAGGUGCAGCCAGCCAGAGUGCUCAGUCAUCUCUAUACUUAUUUAGGUAGAAAUAAAAAAUUAGGUCUUUCCGGACGAAAGUCUCGCGAUGUCGGCAUACUCAGUACCAGUAAAUUGUAUUCUUUGAAUGAUCGCAUCUUCGCUUUCACACCACAGAACUUCGACUACGAAGAGUACUACAUGACCCGCGAUCCGGCGUUGCUGGCUAGCACCUUCACCGCCAACGUGGCGUUCCUCGGCAUGAGCUGGAAACAGAUGCUGGGGCGGCCCACCAUCACCUUGCUAGCCACGCAUUACCUGCUAGAUCAAGGAAAGAUCCCAAUGGCCAUGAUAACGACAAUGAAGAAGUUGAAAUCGGGCUACAUUAAUGGUACCAGAGUAACGCUUGGUAAUUUAGGGGACUUCCUAAGCACCUCGGCUAUCACCAACUUAAGUUUCUUGGGAAGUCAAGAAGAUGGAUAUCCUGAUAAGCUGAACCCUCAAGUGCAGAGCUACCUAGAAGAGCAUCUACUCAAGUCUUUCAGCAACAAGUUCGCGUUCCUCCCGCGGCCGGCGGGCGCGCGCAACGCCAAGGUCCUGCGCCGCAAGAUGUCCGUUCGCGGCGCCAUCAAGAAGACUAGGUCCAUUAAUGUUGACUCGGAGACUUUAGGAAUGGAAGGUGAAUAUUUUGGCCCACAUUCGGAGAAGAAGUCUUCGUGGUUGGAGGUUGAAAACCAGCUCGGUCGAAGCCCAUCGCCCGAGGAAGCCAAGAAACGUAUUACUAAAGGAACUUCUACAACAACUCUUUUAACGACACCGACGAUCGAAAUUACAAAGGAAGAAUCGCCCCCACCACCUAAGGAAGAGAAGAACAAGAACGUGGGCGUCCGCAACCGGACGGCGUCGGAAAGUCAGACGUUGUACGCGGAGCAGGAGACGGACGAGCUGAUCGCCGUGCUGCGGGAGACGGAGAGCCUGGACGAGCAGGGCGACAUACUCCAGUACCUCGUGGAUACCCACGGCCUGGACUUCGACACCGGUAUGAUAGAAAACGGCAAACAUGUCACCGUGAAGGAUUUACUCAAAGCGCUCUACGAGAAGGCGUGUACGCAGAAACUGUGGGGUUUAGUACGCCAUACGGCAGGCAUGUUGGGUAAACGUGUCGAGGAUCUAGCUAAGGCGGUCACGGACCUGCUCGUCCGACAGAAGCAGAUCACAGUGGGAAUGCCUCCGAACAACGAACACACUAUAACCGCACCUCUGCCCGAGAAUGAGUUGCGACAGCUUAUACACUUGGCGUACGGUGACGACGAGAGCACAGCGAUGUUGACACAGGAGCUGCUGGUGUACCUCGCCAUGUUCAUCCGCACCGAGCCCCAGCUGUUCCUGGAGAUGCUGAGGCUGAGAGUCGGCCUCAUCAUACAGGUUAUGGCGACGGAACUAUCUAGAACUCUGUCUUGUAACGGCGAAGAGGCGUCAGAACAUUUGCUCAACCUGUCUCCCUUCGAAAUGAAGAACUUACUCUAUCACAUACUCAGCGGCAAAGAGUUUGCUAUCAAUAGCGCCAAUUCACUAUUUCUCGUAAAAGAGAAUAUACGAAAUAAAGCGGCUCGCGGUGGAAAUUUCUCCAUUGUCAGCAAUAAAUCGAAUCGAUACACGAAGAAAUCUCAAAUUAUACUCGAGGGCAAAUCUCUACACGCAGACGCGGAAGAAGCACCAAUAGCGGAGCCCGACCGCCAAGGUCAGUGGCUGCGACGACGGCGGCUGGACGGCGCGCUCAACCGCGUACCACGAGACUUCUACCCCAAGGUCUGGGGGGUACUCGAAAAGUGCCAAGGCCUAGUGAUCCAGGGCAAAGUGCUGCAGCAGAAUUUGACCCAAGAGAUGACGUCCGGAGAGCUGAAAUUCGCGCUCGCAGUCGAAACGGUCCUCAACUCCAUCCCGCAGCCCGAGUACCGGCAGCUAGUGGUCGAAGCGCUAAUGGUUCUGACUCUAGUGGUCGAGUACAACGCGGUGCAAGACUUCGGGGGUACCAUAACAGUUGAAGAUUUGGUGCAUCGGGCCAACGAGAUUUUCUUGGAGGAUCAGAUGAACUGCAACGGCGACGCGACGCUGUGCUGCGCGAAGGCGGGCCGCUCUGACGCGCUAGUGUGCGGCGGCGCGGGCGGCGUCUGUCAGCUGUUAUACGACAGCGCGCCGAGCGGCAGCUACGGCACUAUGACGUACCUGGCGCGCGCCGUAUCGCUGCUCCUCCCUCCCGACCGCCCGCUAGAGUGCGCUGUCUGCUAAUUUUUUAAACUUUAUGCGAGUAUUUUGCCAUACACCUUAGAGCCAUUGUACACGGCGUAACUUAGUUGUUUGUGAGUUGUUGUAUGCAAACGACAUGCCUAAUCUUCUAUUACACUAUAGCAGGGGUCACCAGAUGGCGGAUCGCGGUCUGCAUCCGGACCGCCGACCCAUUGUGUGCGGACCAAGCAUGUUUGAAGAUGA